Messenger RNA from Fusarium proliferatum ET1, 1551 nucleotides. RefSeq names its product putative MAP kinase kinase. The coding region runs from base 1 to 1551 and encodes 516 amino acids. The record is from RefSeq and is a predicted model, not a curated record. Gene Ontology annotation, biological process: protein phosphorylation. Gene Ontology annotation, molecular function: protein kinase activity; ATP binding. The transcript is spliced from 4 exons. Lineage: Eukaryota; Fungi; Ascomycota; Sordariomycetes; Hypocreales; Nectriaceae.
AUGGCCGACCCAUUUGCUCCACGCUCUAUGAAGCGCAAGAACGUCAAAGGACUUGCACUCAAAGCGGCUGCCCCUCGACCCCCACCAACCGCCGAAACCAACCAUCAUGAGUACAGCGGAAGCCAAGAUGCAGGUAAAGAUGAACAGUUGGAGAUCGGUAUCGAAUACAAGUUGGACCUAAGACCCGAGGAUCUCGAAAUUCUCAAGGAGUUAGGAUCUGGUAACGGUGGUACGGUCAGCAAAGUGAAGCACCUAACAACGGGAACUGUGAUGGCUCGCAAGGUUAUUCAUGUGGAAGCGAAGCGAGAAAUACGGAAGCGAAUUGUCCGAGAACUCCAGAUUAUGCACGGCUGCCAUUCUGACUACAUCGUGACAUUCUACGGUGCUUUCUUAACUCCAAAUAACGAUGUUAUAAUGUGUAUGGAAUAUAUGGAUGUGGGUUCCCUUGAUCGAGUCUCGAGGGUUUUUGGCCCCGUUCGAGUUGAUGUUCUGGGUAAAAUUGCAGAAGCGACUCUUGGUGGUCUGACAUACCUUUACACCAAGCACCACAUCAUGCAUCGUGAUAUUAAGCCAUCCAAUAUUCUCGUCAACUCGAGGGGUUCGAUCAAGCUUUGCGAUUUUGGUGUUUCUGGCGAGCUUGUCAAUUCUAUCGCUGACACCUUUGUCGGUACUUCCACUUACAUGGCACCCGAAAGAAUCCAGGGUGAGAAGUAUACGGUCAAGUCAGAUGUCUGGAGUUUUGGUCUGAGCAUCAUGGAACUUGCUAUUGGCAAAUUUCCUUUUGCUGCCAGUGAGCAACUCUCAGAUGGCGAUUGCGCUCCUGCGGGUAUUCUGGACUUGCUUCAACAGAUUGUUCACGAACCGGCUCCCAAGCUUCCAAAGAGCGAUGCUUUCCCUAGCAUUCUUGACGAUAUGAUUCAGAAGUGUCUUUACAAGGAGCCCGAACGUCGACCAACCCCCCAGGAGCUAUUCGACCGUGAUCACUUCGUACAAGCCGCCAAGCGUACACCAGUUGAUCUUAGAGAGUGGGCUGUCGGUAUGAUGGAGCGUGACAAUAGAAAAUCCCACCUAGCGCCUCAGCUCUCUCCUGCAACCCAGGAUCUUCUGCGCUCAAGUGACUCGCCCACCCAGUCCCAGCAGAUACAGGCAUCGGCCCAACCCGAAGAACGGUCUCACACUCCCACUUCUGGCGAGAUCCCAAUCGGCGGCGCUGGUAUUAUUUCCCCUCGUGAUCAGUAUGGCUCUGGCCAGAGCCGAUCACCGCCUCGCAACGGAUACCCUUCGUCACGCACACCAGCUUCAGCGCACCCCGGACUUGGACCCAGGGUUGUCACCACGAAUUCCAUUCCCAAGGUUUCAGGCUAUCCUGACAGUGCUGGUCCUGUGAGCGCGAACGCUGCCACCUUUAGCUUACCCGUUCGACCAGCACCGCCAGGCGGACCUCUUCCCCCUCCGCCACCUCGAAAAGAGACUCCCGAUGAGCUACGAAGGGAGAACCGCAGACAGGCAACGUUUGGAUUGCCACCUAACCCUGGAUACAAUGUAUCUUAA